AGCUAUGAUCUGAAUCAAGUAUUAGAGUGACCGUUGAUGGGAGGAUACCAUUUUCCUGGCUUUGUUUAAUUGGCCAUGUUGUUGUGCUGCUAAGUUUCUGUAAACUACUCUUUCUUUGGAUCAUUGAGUGGUUGUGAAGACUGAAACAGGGUCUUGACAACGGUUGUUCAUGGGUUUUGCUUGGAGAAGAAGCUCAAAGAUGCUGUAAAAUGAACUAAAGGAAGAAGAGACUGGUAUUGAACCAAGUAGAGCAGAAAUGUUUAUUGCAUCACGUACGAGAGUAGAUGGAAGUAUGAUUUGCGAGGAAGCAACAAUUUGUGCGGAAAAACUUAAAGAAGUUAUGAGUCAGAAACUUCCAGGCGAUAUGCCAAGUAAUGAUGAUGUUGCACAAGUUUUUGGUCCUGAGCACUCUGGACGAGUUCGAUGCGUAGGACGUGGCCCGACACCGUCCAAGUACUUUUCAAGCAUUGAAUCUACAUCAAGUAAUUUAGAGAUGGUCGAGAUGAAGUCCAAAAUGAAAAUACUUGAAGACAAAUUUGAUAUUGUUGCUAGUGCUCUUCAGGUUCUUAUUAAAUCCAGAGACAUCCGAUUCCAAGGGAAUGAGAAUGGUGGAAACAUAAAGCUUGCUAGUGCUCUUGAAAUUCUUCUUGAAGCUUGCAGAGACAAUCAAUUCUAUGAGAAUGAGAAUGAGAAUGGAGGAAACAUGAACCAUGCUAAUGCUAUUUAACAACGUUCUGUAUCAAGUAUAUCAAGUGACAAGGCAAGAUGAAGUGUGUAUUACAGAAGCAACAAUUUAAGAACUAUGGAGAGCUAAAGACAAGAUAAAUUUGUGAUGAAGAC
Molecule: messenger RNA, 840 nt
Organism: Arabidopsis arenosa
Lineage: Eukaryota; Viridiplantae; Streptophyta; Magnoliopsida; Brassicales; Brassicaceae
Source: the annotation of a GenBank genome assembly